GAUCCAUUCAUCUGCUUGUGCCCCGCCCUCGGCCCAGACCAAAAACAAGCUAGCUGGCUAUGGCGGCGAGCGGCAAGAGCAGGGAGGAGCGCUGGAGCCUGGCCGGCAAGACGGCCCUCGUCACCGGAGGAAGCAAGGGGAUCGGGCGCGCAAUCGUGGAGGAGCUCGCGGGGCUCGGGGUGCGCGUGCACACCUGCGCCCGCGGCGACGCCGACCUGCAGGAGUGCCUGCGCCAGUGGGGCGCUAACGGCCGCCUCGCGCGCGUCACUGGGACCGCCUGCGACGUCGCGGUGCGCGCCGACCGGGAGCGGCUCGUGGCCGCGGCUCGUGAGGAGCUGGGCGGCCGGCUGGACAUCCUCGUCAACAACGCCGGGCAGACCAUGUUCGGGUUCGCCGCUGACACCACGGCGGAGGACUACGCGCGCCUCAUGGCCACCAACGUCGAGUCCUGCUUCCACCUCGCGCAGCUCGCGCAUCCACUCCUCGUCGCGGCGGCGUCAGGCGGCGGCGGCGCCAGCAGCGUGGUCAACGUCUCCUCCAUCAAUGGGAUUCUCUCCUACCCGGGGAUGUCCAUGUACGCGACCACCAAGGCCGCCAUGAACCAGGUCACCCGGAGCCUCGCCGUCGAGUGGGCCAAGGACAACGUCCGCGUCAACUCCGUCGCGCCGGGUGGCGUCGUCGGGACCGACAUCGCCAGCAGCAGCCACCUGAGUCUGGCCCCGGAGCUGCUGCAGAAUUUGUGGGAGGCGGAGAUGGCGCGGGUCCCCAUGCUCCGCAUGGCCGAGCCGGAGGAGGUCGUGUCAGUGGUCGCUUUCCUCUGCAUGCCGGCCGCCUCCUACAUCACCGGCCAGGUCAUCUGCGUCGACGGUGGCCGCACCAUUACCGCCUAGCUAAUAGGCCUUGCUAGCUGCUUUUAGCUGCAUCGCCCGCGCUUAGGGAUGCAAGUGGAUAUCCAUCUAUGUUUUUUUUUUUGUUUUUGAGUAUGUCGUUUAAGUUUCAUUUCUCUUCCAAAAUAAUUACGUAGCAUGUUAUUCCAGUUUAUCUUAUAAAAUUUUGGGUCGAUAUAAUGACAAAAAAACAUGGAACUUGCACCCCUA
Panicum virgatum (switchgrass) is the source of this 1097-nucleotide messenger RNA. Its product is annotated as noroxomaritidine/norcraugsodine reductase-like. The transcript is spliced from 2 exons. The record is from RefSeq and is a predicted model, not a curated record. The coding region runs from base 60 to 890 and encodes 276 amino acids. NCBI's taxonomy places the organism in Eukaryota, Viridiplantae, Streptophyta, Magnoliopsida, Poales, Poaceae. Gene Ontology annotation, molecular function: oxidoreductase activity.